Molecule: messenger RNA, 865 nt
Organism: Aureobasidium musti
Lineage: Eukaryota; Fungi; Ascomycota; Dothideomycetes; Dothideales; Saccotheciaceae
Source: the annotation of a GenBank genome assembly
AAUGGUCGCUCUCAAAAACAUCACCAACAACCUGAUGGCCGUCAGUGCCAUGGUGACAGUCUCUCAUGCUGACCAGUCGCCUGAGAAGCGCUACACAUCUUCGGCUGCUGGAUCUCUGACCAAGGGCGGCUGCUACUACAAAGUUCCUAACGUUGGUCUUUUCACUACUAGGAUGAACUAUGCCUGGGACAACUACUUUACACUUGUCGCUCAAGGCGUUGGACUCGUCGAAGACUUCGUGUCCUCCCUCUACACCAUCAGUGCUGGCAAUUCCCCUCUUCCUCGCCGCUUUGAUUUGGUUAACAUCGGGGUCUCACUCCUUGAUCCUUCCAUCACUCUGACUGUUCCUGGAGGCCAAAACAAAGGUCCCAUCUCUUCUGCCCAGAUCACCACCGCCUACGACGACAUCCUUUACGGUUCUGUCCGCACUGUCGCCAAGAUCUCGAAUGUACCCGGGACCACACAUGGCUUUUCCUUCUACUCCAACGAUACUUGGGAGAUCGAUUUCGCGUUCUUAACCUCCAACACUGGUGUUGCGCACUUGACAAACGAGCAAGACUCCNCCAGUAGUCCUUCCUCGUCUUACCAAGUCCCAGCACCAAUUGAUGCAACUACUGCGUACCACGAGUAUCGUGUCGACUGGCUUCCUGGCAAGACACAGUUCUUCAUCGAUGGUGAUGGCAAGCUGGUACAGACGAUUGUUGAUAAUGGAUUCUGGUUGUGGAACAACUGGUCGAAUGGUAAUGCCUGGGCGCAAGGUCCUCCCACUAAGGAUAAUGUCUUGAAGAUCCGCAGUAUCGAUGGCUACUUCAACCGCACCAGCGUUUUGAAGACUUUCGCCGCUACUUCUUCGAAAUGCAACAUC